This is a messenger RNA of Psilocybe cubensis, 966 nucleotides long. RefSeq lists its product as uncharacterized. The transcript is spliced from 3 exons. NCBI's taxonomy places the organism in Eukaryota, Fungi, Basidiomycota, Agaricomycetes, Agaricales, Agrocybaceae. The coding region runs from base 1 to 966 and encodes 321 amino acids. The record is from RefSeq and is a predicted model, not a curated record.
AUGAUCGUCCUCCCCGAAGACGACCCCUCCACAUUCUCCCCCACCUCCCCCCUUUCCCCAUUCUCCCCCACUUCCCCCUCCUCACCUGGCACACCCGGCUCACCCACCGAGCGCUCCCCGCUCAAAGGCUCGCUACUAGCACUAGCACACUCCCCAACCACCACACCGCUCCCGCCGCCGACGUAUGCGGCGGCGCUUGCGGUGCCUGGCAUCACCACCAUUCGCACCCGCAUCCCCAUCAUGGUCGCCACGGACACGGACACGGGCACCACGGACACGACCGCCACGGCCACGGACACCACGGCCACCACCACAGGGACGAAUCCCCGCACCGCAGGGGAUCGCGCUGGCACUGGGGCUGGCGCUGGCGCCGUACACACGACCCGCACCAUCUGCCUCACCACAGCCCCCCGCAUCAUCACCCGCACCACCCCCCUCAUCACCACCCACACUCCCCUCAUCACCCACACUCCCCUCAUCACCCACACUCCCCUCAUCCCCCUCCGCACCACAAUCCCCCUCCGCACCACAACCCACACCACCGCCGCUCGACCUUUUCCGGGUGUUGUGUGGCCCCGCGCUCUUGCGCUUGGGGGUGGGGGUGGGGGUGGGGGUUGGAUAUGGACGGAUGUCGGUGGUUAUGGGACUGCGAAUGGGAUUAUGAAUGCGAAGGAUAUGCGGACUGGGACGACACAGUCGGGGGAACCGUGUCGGUGUCGCGAUAGUGAUAGUGAUAAUGACAAUACCGGUCCCAGUCCCAGUAAUAUCGACAGUCCCAGCGAGCGCGACAAUGACAAUGGCAAUGGCAAUGUCGGGAACUCCGGAAGCUACGAAAAACAAGGGGGCGAUGUCAUGCUUGCUUCCCAUAGCACCGACAUCGACAUCGACAGCACCAACAGCAAAACCGAGCGCACGAGCGUGCGGAUGAUGCCUAUCGCGUAUCCUGUGCGGGCGCGUAUCCGGUGA